Colletotrichum spaethianum is the source of this 2331-nucleotide messenger RNA. Its product is annotated as putative transcriptional regulatory protein. The transcript is spliced from 2 exons. Gene Ontology annotation, biological process: DNA-templated transcription; regulation of DNA-templated transcription. Lineage: Eukaryota; Fungi; Ascomycota; Sordariomycetes; Glomerellales; Glomerellaceae. Bases 1 to 2331 code for a protein of 776 amino acids. Gene Ontology annotation, molecular function: zinc ion binding; DNA-binding transcription factor activity, RNA polymerase II-specific; DNA binding. Gene Ontology annotation, cellular component: nucleus. The record is from RefSeq and is a predicted model, not a curated record.
AUGGCCGAGGAGGAAGCGAACUCGGUGUUCAGCCACGACGAGGGCUCGAGUGGUGAUGACACGACCAACAACGGCUCGGCCGGCGCACCGAGGAAGCGCAAGAGGGAGAAGCACCAAAAGACAUCAUGCGAGCUGUGCAAGGCGAGAAAGGUGAAGUGUGAUCGUGCAGAGCCUGCAUGCUCAUGGUGUGCCCGACACAACCGAACCUGCGUCUAUCUGGAAAGACAGAAACCGGGAAGUCGCAUUGGGUUCAGUCUCGAACUCGAAGCCAAAGUCAACAGGCUCGAUGCUCUUCUGCAGGCUCUUGGCCGUCGUGUAGAGGAGCACAUCUCCAAUGACCACGUCGCUACUGCGCCAGCUCUCUCGCCAGCCAUCAGCAACCAGGCGCCCUCCCAACCCGAGGGGUUGCAUCAGGAUGUGAAUGGCGUCAGCCCAGCCCCUGGCCUUCCUAGAUCAGCACCUACGUUGAAUGGCAGAACACCAGCCUACUCGAGCCCCUUCUGGCAGGGUGGCGAUGCACAGGAAGCCCUUCAGAAUGGUGAUCGAACCUCCGUACAGGCCCUCCUGAACCUCUCGGCAAGCGAAUCUUUUAACCAAGCAGGCGCAUCACCCAGUGUUGCCGGGCCUCGUAAAGAUGCAUCCUCUGUUCAGACCGUGUCGGAGUUCCCACCACACGACAUGCUCUAUACGCUUGUCGACCUGUACUUCAAACAUUGUAACACCUGGUGUCCUAUUCUGGACCGCAAGACGACUUUCGGUGCCUUCUUUGGCUCGACAUCUCUCAACGAAGCCGACCGGGUCCUGUUGCACGCGAUUGUUGCAACAACCCUGAGGUUUCUGAAAGACACGCGACUGUCGCCCGAGAUGCGGUCUCACUACCACGCGGUAUCGAAACACCGGGUGCAGAUAUACGCGAUGGAGAACGUCAGCAUUGCGGCGCUGAGGGCCUUGGUCAUCCUCUGCCUGGAUGAGUUGGGAACCUCCAAUGGACCCCGUGGCUGGAAUAUGCUUGCGCUCCUCGCGCAGAAUGUGAGGCAGCUGGAACUCUGCGAAGAAAGCAGCGUGUACCUCACGGCCGAAGCGGAGGAAACACCACAUACCGGUUCGAUCCGUAGGGUUACGACGGGACGACCUGAAUCUUGGAUCGAAGAUGAGGGCCGCCGGCGACUUUGCUGGAUGGUGUACCUCCUCGAUCGGUACGCAACGAUUGCAACGACGACAUUCGAUUUCAUGCUCGAUGAUAACAAGAUGAAGCGCGGUCUGCCGUGUUCGUACGACCUGUUUUCCCGCAACGUUCCCGUCGAAACGAGGUCAUGGAGCCCGUCGUCCGACCAGACUGGUAGCCCAGCCAUAAACAAACCCGAAAACCUCGGCAGUUUCUCAUAUCAUUGCGAGAUCCUGCGAAUCCUCAGCAAGGUCCACGACUUUCUCAAGACACCCAUCAAUGUAACAUCGUCAGCCGAGAUGGCUGUUUGGCGCAACACAUACAGAUCAUUGGACGGCGCGCUCGACAGUUGGCUGCAAAGCCUGCCGAGCGAAUACAGCAGAAUAUCGGCUCUGUGUCACUCCGAUCCAGCAAGCCGCGUCGCCAACUGGUUUAUGCUGCAUAGCGCCUAUGUCACGUCGGUCGUACGCCUGCAUUCCUCUGCUGCGUACCCUACCGUAAGAUCGCACAUCUUCGUCCCAUCGCACUAUGCAAUGCAAAGAUGCUUGUCUGCUGUGCAAAGUCUGGGUGACAUUGCGCAAGAUGUGUUUGAGGCAAACGGUCUUGAUCUUUUGGGCCCUCCUUUUGCAUUUUCCCUGUGGGUAGCCGCAAGACUGCUACUCAUCCACGCCGCAACUGUUGGUUGUCCUGUUGAUCCAAAGAUUGACUUCUUUAUCGAAACCCUGCGUCAUGUUGGGCAGUACUGGGAGGUAGCGAAUAACUACGCCAAGAUCCUCGCUCGAGUCGUACAACGCGGCCGUCAAGGCGACAUGAGCUUCACCGCCAUGAGAAAGCGAGUAACCCGAGUCCCCCGCCUGCUCCUGUCCCCUGCUAACAGUGUGUCUUCCAGGAGCGCCUACGAUUUAGUCACGUUGACAUCCUCCACGCGACGGUCCGGACUGGAGCCGACAUCAACUCAAGUAACGUCUUUGAGCGAACUGGACAAUAUUGACGUUUUUGACUUUUUCAAUUACCCCAAAAUGCUGGAGCCGACAAGGGCGGCCAACGGCCAAACGAACCUGCUGCAGUCGCAGGCCAUGAGCGGGUUGGGCGGCGAUUCCAUGAGGACUACAGGGCUGCCAGAUCCAGAGUCGGAUUGGCUUGGCUUCAACACUCCCUUCAACUGA